Plectropomus leopardus (leopard coralgrouper) is the source of this 1718-nucleotide messenger RNA. It is a transcript of the gene neto1l, whose product is annotated as neuropilin (NRP) and tolloid (TLL)-like 1, like. Gene Ontology annotation, biological process: positive regulation of excitatory postsynaptic potential. The record is from RefSeq and is a predicted model, not a curated record. Gene Ontology annotation, cellular component: postsynaptic density. NCBI's taxonomy places the organism in Eukaryota, Metazoa, Chordata, Actinopteri, Perciformes, Serranidae. Gene Ontology annotation, molecular function: ionotropic glutamate receptor binding.
AGCCGUUUGUGAAAGGAACAGACAUGGUACAUGGGCACAGCUUCCAUCACGUUGUUGCAAGUCUUCUCAUACUUGGGUUGUCUGGGGCAACAAGGAAGGAUACAGCAGUGAAGAACAACUCUGGAGUGAAGCCUGCAGGUCAAUGUGGAACGUGGGUGAAAGAACCAGAAGGAGGUCUCUUCACUUCUCCCAAUUACCCAAACAAAUACCCCCCAAACACAGAGUGUGUUUACAUCCUUGAAGCACCUCCAAGGCAGUGUAUUGAUCUACACUUUGAGGAGAAUUAUUCAAUCGAGUCCUCUUGGGAAUGUAAAUUUGACAACAUCGAGGUUCGGGAUGGACCGUUUGCCUUCUCCCCGAUGCUCGGACGGUACUGCGGUCAGCACAGCCCGCCUGAUAUCAGGAGUAGCGGCCGAUAUCUCUGGAUAAAAUUUGUUACGGAUGGUGAACUGGAAGGAGUGGGAUUUUCAGCAAGUUACAACUUCACUGCAGAUCCGGACUUUGCAGACUUGGGAGUCCCCCCACCUCUGCCCUCCUGUCAGUAUGACAUGGUUGGUCCAGAAGGUAUCGUUGAGUCACAUCAGAUCACCAGAGACGGGAAGGCUGGCGCCACCGAGGCCGUCGACUGUAAAUGGUACAUCCAUGCGCCGCCACGCUCCAAGAUCUACCUGCGUUUUCUCGACUAUGAGAUGGCCAAUUCCAACGAAUGCAAGCGCAACUUUGUGGCAGUGUACGAUGGUGGCAGUUCGGUGGAAGACCUGAAGAGCAAGUUCUGCUCCACGGUGGCCAAUGACAUCAUGCUGGUUUCCACGCUGGGUGUCAUCCGCAUGUGGGCGGACGAGGCCAGCCGCAGGAGCCGCUUCCGGAUCCUUUUCACCACCUACCAAGAGCCUCCAUGUGAUGCAGAUGCCUUCUUCUGUCACAGUAACAUGUGCAUAAACAACACACUGGUGUGUAACGGCAUGCAGAACUGUGUCUACCCCUGGGAUGAGAACCAAUGCAAAGAGAAGAGGAAAGCCAACAUCCUGGACAACCUAAACAACACAAACGGGACCAUAAUUGGUGUCACCUGUUGCAUUGUCCUCAUCCUCCUCAUCGUGUCUGUCAUCGUCCAGAUCAAGCAGCCACGCAAAAAGUACAUCCUGCGGCGUGAGGACUUUGACCCUACCAUGUUCCAAGAGGUCUUUGAGCCGCCUCACUAUGAGCUGUGUACUUUACGGAGUGCCACCACAGCUGCGGCGGCCUCAGCAGACUUAGUCGACCUGGCGGAAGACUUUGAGAACUACCACGCCCUCCGUCGUGCCUCCUCACGGUGCGUCCACGAUCACCACUGUGGCUCCUCUUCCAACCCUGGCUCCGCUCACAUAUCCCAGCUCUCACUCAGUGGCCGAGGAAGCCGCGGGAACUUGAGCAGAGACGCAGCAGCCGCCACUCUGCUCACAGACCUUCCACAGCCGCCCAUGGCAGUGCGGCCCUUGCUACCAUCCACUGGAAACCGCAGGAGCAUCUUGGUCAUGAAGCACAGCUAUUCGCAAGAGGCAGCGGACAAUGGAUGCGACCUGGACGACGACCUGGAAGAAGUUCCCACCACCAGCCACCGGCUUUCACGCCACGAAAAGGCAGUACAGCGACUUCUUGAGAAUAGUGCAAUCCUGGAUCAGUACGAACGGGCGUCACUGACAUAUGAGAAAGCGGAGCGGAGAUUUACACCAGCAUGA